Molecule: messenger RNA, 2242 nt
Organism: Rubroshorea leprosula
Lineage: Eukaryota; Viridiplantae; Streptophyta; Magnoliopsida; Malvales; Dipterocarpaceae
Source: the annotation of a GenBank genome assembly
GAGGCAAAGUGUUAGUAGUUGAUGUAGUGUCGAUGUCUACUCCAUGGCUAGUUCUGGCUUUUUUCCUGCAAUGCUGCCUCAUUGCUAGCUUUGAUCAUCCCUUAGAUCCCCUAAACCCUUCUGAAAUUAACCGGAUAAAAAACAUAGUUGAGAAGUCUAGACUUGGUACUCUUCCUAACCUUACUUUCCACUUUGUGGAUCUUGAUGAGCCAGAGAAAACAGACGUUCUCGCUUGGCUAUCCUCAAACAAGCAGAGUAGUCCUGUUCUUCCACGGAGAGCUAAGGUGGUUGUUCGAGCUGGAUUCGCGACUCAUGAACUCAUUGUAGACUUGGCCUCAAGUUCAAUCAUAUCAGAUUGUAUCUACACUGGUCACGGGUACCCUCCUCUCACUUUCAUUGAACUUUUCAAAGCUAGCAAAUUGCCUUUGAAUUAUCCAAAAUUCAAGGAGUCAAUUCUAAGUAGGGGCUUAAACUUGUCUGAAGUUUCUUGCAUACCCGUCACAGUUGGUUGGUAUGGAGAAAUUAUCACACGUAGAGCCCUUAAAGUUACAUGCUUCUAUCGAGGGGGCGCUGUUAAUGUCUUUGCAAGGCCCAUUGAAGGAAUCAGCAUGCUUGUUGACGUUGACACAAUGCAAAUCACCAUGUAUAUGGAUAGAUUUAGGGUCCCUUUGCCUAAGGCCGAGGGAACUGAUUUUCGAUCACCAGACAACAAGACUACAUCAGUCACUUGUAAUGUGACGGACAAUGGAUUCAGAAUUGAAGGACACAUUGUAGAAUGGGAAAACUGGAGAUUCCAUGUGGGAUUCGAUGCUCGAGCUGGAAUUAUAAUAUCAACAGCUUCAAUUUUUGAUGCAAAGGAAAGCAAGUUCAGGAGUGUACUAUACAGGGGUCAUGUUUCUGAGACAUUUGUUCCAUAUAUGGAUCCUACCAGAGAAUGGUAUUUUAAGACAUUCAUGGACAUAGGCGAAUAUGGGUUCGGAAGAGCUGCUGACACCCUACAGCCACUGAUAGAUUGCCCAGACAAUGCAGUGUACAUGGAUGGGUAUGUGGCUGGGGCAGAUGGGCAGGCACAGAAAAUGCCCAAGGUGAUUUGCAUUUUCCAAAGGUAUACUGGCAAUGUUGCAUGGAGACAUACUGAAAUUAAUGUUCCUGGAAAAAUUAUAAAGAGUGGGGAACCAGAAACAACUUUGGUAGUUAGAAUGGUAGCCACUGUGGGAAACUAUGACUAUGUUCUUGAUUGGGAAUUCAAGAAGAGUGGUUCCAUUAAAGUUGGGGUGGGUCUGACAGGUAUUUUGGCAAUGAAGGGCACGUCAUACACAAAUAACGACCAGAUAACGGAAAACGUUUACGGCACCUUAGUGGCAGAUAACACCGUCGCCGUUAAUCAUGACCAUUUCCUCACUUAUUACCUGGAUCUCGACAUCGACGGUAACGGCAACUCCUUUGUGCAAGCCAAGAUGCAAACGGCAAGAGUAACGGACGUUCACGCCUCGCCGAGAAAAAGUUACUGGAAGGUCGUUCCGACGACCGCCAAAAGGGAAGCCGAGGCUAAGGUUCGGCUUGGCUUGGAGCCAGCCGACCUUCUGGUUGUGAAUCCAAAUAAGAAGACGAAGCUGGGGAAUCAAGUUGGUUAUCGGCUUAUUACAGGGCAGCCGGUUAGUUCCCUGUUGUCCGAUGACGAUUAUCCUCAGAUUAGGACAGCUUAUACUAGGUACCAAGUUUGGGUGACGGCCUAUGACAAGUCGGAGAGGUGGGCCGGCGGGUUUUAUGCCGACCGGAGUCGAGGAGAUGAUGGCUUGGCCGUUUGGAGCAAGAGGAACAGAGUGAUAGAAAACAGAGACAUAGUUCUUUGGUACACCGUUGGGUUCCAUCACAUCCCAUAUCAAGAAGAUUUUCCAGUAAUGCCAAGGCUUCAUGGCGGAUUUGAGCUUCGGCCUGCGAAUUUCUUUGAAAGCAAUCCUUUACUUUGCAGGAACACAAGAAUCCACCCAGCAUGUUCUACAGGCUGAGAACACAGAAACAACUUCGUAGUUUUUUCACUUAAGAACAAAUGUAUCUUUUAAAGACUGUAACUUUCCUUCACAUCUUUAUGGUAAAGUGUUAGACAAAAAUGCAUGAUGUGGUAACAAAUCAGUCCAUUGGUAGUAUAUCCAUGACGUGAGUAACCAUACAUAUGUAAUUGCAAUGCAGCAAUGUGGAAGAUCACCAACAUUAAGAUCUUCAAUCAACUUUCCUUGGUCAU